AUGAAGACUUGUGUUCGAGAUUUACGAAGUGAAUUACAAUCAAUGAAAAGCGUGUCAGUUACUGAAUUGGAAGUAUAUGAAAAAUUGUUCAAUAUUAUUGAACAAUUUGCUCAACAUCAAAAUCUCUCGUUUUAUGUAACAAGAUUACAUGACGAACUCUAUCGUAAAAUGCAUCCUCAAACAACAAAACCAUAUCCUCCUGAGGUUGCUUAUUAUUGGGAAUCUAUACGUUUCCAUUCAUCUGAACGAGUGUUACAGCUUCUAAAAGGGAAUAAUAACAACAGCAAUAUUCAUGUUCCUCAUCCGGAUUCCCUUAAGAAUUGGUCAGGCCCACCUAUUUAUGUUCACCUAUACACUGACGAAAUUAUUAAGAAACUAGUCACAACCACCACUAUAGAACAACAUGGAUCAUGA
Molecule: messenger RNA, 414 nt
Organism: Naegleria fowleri
Lineage: Eukaryota; Heterolobosea; Eutetramitea; Acrasida; Naegleriidae
Exons: 2
Coding region: 1-414 (137 amino acids)
Source: RefSeq, a predicted model, not a curated record